AGAGAGAGAGAGAGGAAGGAGAGCAGAGCGAGAGAGAGAGAGCGAGAGAAAGAGAGAGAGAGCAAAAGAGGGAGAGAGAGAGGCAGAGGCGGAGAGAGGCUCAUUCUGCGCGUCGUCUCAGAGCAGAAGUAGUUCCAGUCCCCGCAGCAUUCACGGUUGUGGACGACAGUGUCGACUGUCACUGCCAGAACUUCUCAGUUACGGUCACUUCGAGACGGAAACUUUUGUCAAAAAACUUUUUUUUUCUCGGUCGCAACAUUUUUUCACUUGACGAUUUUUUUUGGAAAUCCUAAGAGACGUCGAGAAAUCAGAGAAAAAAAACCGUUUUGUUUUUGUUGUUUUUUUUAAAAUACAUUUUCCUUGGCGCCGUCCAAGAUAAGAUCUGACAAAUAAUCCAAGGCGAACAAAGCGAUUUUUUAACGAAAAAAAAAAAUAGUUUCAAAGAGGGGAUAGCUGAAGACAGAAGAGAGGACAGUCCACGGAGGAGACGGUGUCGGCUGCGCUCUCCUUGCAUGGUUCGUUGUUGGCUCCUCACCACCACCACCACCGCCGCCGCCGCUUAUAAUAAAUAGAUGUGAUAACCUCAAGUGUUGGACCGCGGUCUUCAGCCUGCACUGCACUCGACAGUGACUCCAGAUUCCUGCGAAGCAAUUGGGCUUCAACUCCCCGAGCGAGGAGGCGGAGUCUUAACUUAUUAAAAGCAACUUGCUGAGGCUCGGACUCCAGCAAACAUGAUGAUGAUGUCUCUCAACAGCAAGCAGCCUUUCGCCAUGGCUCACGCCAGCUUGCCCGAACCCAAGUACUCGUCGCUGCACUCCUCCUCGUCGUCCACGCUGACUUCCAGCGCGCCCUCGUCCUGCUCGUCCUCCCGGCACAGCAGCAGCAUCAUCAGCAGCAGCAGCAGCUCAGAGGCGAUGCGCCGAGCCUGUCUCCCAACCCCACCGAGCAAUAUAUUCGGAGGCUUGGAUGAGAGUUUGUUGGCCCGGGCUGAAGCUCUAGCGGCGGUGGAUAUAGUCUCGCAGACCAAGAGCCACCAUCACCCUCCACAUCACAGUCCCUUCAAACCGGACGCGACCUACCACACCAUGAACACUCUUCCCUGCACCUCGUCUUCCUCCUCCUCCUCCUCGGUGCCUAUUUCUCAUCCUUCCGCGUUGGGCGGGCAUCAUCACCACCACCACCAUCACCACCAUCACCAGCCUCACCAGGCUCUGGAAGGGGACCUGCUCGACCACAUCACCCCUGGACUGGCACUAGGAGCCAUGGCUGGGCCGGAUGGCUCGGUGGUUUCCACGCCUGCGCACCCUGCCCACAUGGCGGGCAUGAACCACAUGCACCAGGCAGCCAUCAACAUGGCACAUGCCCACGGGUUACCGCCGCACAUGGGCAUGAGCGACGUGGACGCCGAUCCCAGGGACUUGGAAGCGUUCGCGGAGAGGUUUAAGCAGAGACGGAUCAAACUCGGGGUUACCCAGGCGGAUGUAGGGGCAGCUUUGGCCAGCCUGAAGAUCCCUGGCGUGGGCUCCCUCAGCCAAAGCACCAUUUGCCGAUUCGAGUCCCUCACGCUGUCUCACAACAACAUGAUCGCACUCAAGCCCAUCCUGCAAGCGUGGCUGGAGGAAGCGGAGAAAUCGCACAGGGAGAAACUUAAUAAGCCCGAGUUGUUCAACGGCGCGGAGAAAAAGAGGAAGCGCACGUCGAUAGCGGCGCCGGAGAAGAGAUCACUGGAGGCCUACUUUGCCAUUCAGCCGCGUCCUUCCUCGGAGAAAAUCGCAGCAAUAGCAGAGAAGCUGGACCUGAAAAAGAACGUGGUCCGGGUCUGGUUUUGCAACCAGCGGCAGAAACAGAAACGGAUGAAAUACUCUGCAUGCGUGUGAAGUCGCUUUGAACCAACACCCACCAAAAAAAAAAAAAAAAGACUUGGAACU
Molecule: messenger RNA, 1928 nt
Organism: Cynoglossus semilaevis (tongue sole)
Lineage: Eukaryota; Metazoa; Chordata; Actinopteri; Pleuronectiformes; Cynoglossidae
Gene: pou4f2
Product: POU class 4 homeobox 2
Exons: 2
Coding region: 732-1877 (381 amino acids)
Biological process (GO): regulation of transcription by RNA polymerase II
Molecular function (GO): RNA polymerase II cis-regulatory region sequence-specific DNA binding; DNA-binding transcription factor activity, RNA polymerase II-specific
Source: RefSeq, a predicted model, not a curated record